Molecule: messenger RNA, 1482 nt
Organism: Aspergillus nomiae NRRL 13137
Lineage: Eukaryota; Fungi; Ascomycota; Eurotiomycetes; Eurotiales; Aspergillaceae
Exons: 4
Coding region: 1-1482 (493 amino acids)
Biological process (GO): transmembrane transport
Molecular function (GO): transmembrane transporter activity
Source: RefSeq, a predicted model, not a curated record
AUGACCACCGUUAAGAAUGCUCCCUUUACCGGGGUCAAUGAGGACCCGAUGCCGCUGGACUCGGACAUCCCUGCAGCGGGCACCGAGAACCAGGACCAACAGGACGGUGUUCGAGUCGCUGAGGCAGUGACUGCCUCCUGGUCCAAGAAAUCCCUCAUCAUAACAUAUGCCUCUAUGUGGAUGCUAUACUUUGUCAAUCGCCUAAACAACAACCUAACCUCCAACCUUUCGGCGUAUAUCACAAGUGAUUUCUCGAAACACUCGCUGCUGACAGUCAUCAGCGUUGUGACCAGUGUGAUGGGUGCUGCAUGUGUGAUGCCAAUUGCAAAGGUUCUAAAUCUGUGGGACCGUACUCUUGGAAUCUCCAUCAUGGUUUUGAUUGCCAUCAUGGGUCUUAUUAUGGUGGCCGGCUGUCACAAUAUCACAACGUAUUGUGCCGCGCAGGAGUUAGCCAAGCGAAAGGCAGAUAAGGACGGUCAAUUGCAGUAUAAGCCUCGUAGCACUCGGACAUGGUGGCAGAGUGUAUGGUUCUAUAUCAUCGAGUUUGACAUCAUCGGUAUCUUCUUGAUGAUCGGCGGAUUGAUCCUCUUCCUCCCCUCUGUCAACAUUGCCGGAAACACCAAAGGAGAGUGGAAAUCCGCUAAGAUAAUUGCCAUGAUGGUAGUCGGGUUUUGUGUCCUUGCUGUAUUCGUUGCCUAUGAGCGCUGGGGCGCACCGAAACCAUUUAUUCGUUUCUCGCUACUCUCGAAUCGGACUGUUAUCGGUGCUUGUCUGUUGGAUAUCACAUAUCAAGUUUCCUACUACUGCUGGGCCAGCUACUUUACCUCUUUCCUACAGGUGGUCUUCAACACAAGCCUCACCCAGGCGGGUUACAUCAGCGCGAUUUUCGACUUGAUGGACCCCAUCUGGCUUAUUGGCUGUGGCUACCUCAUCCGAGUCACUGGCCGGUUCAAGUGGCUGCUCAUGUUUGCCGUUCCACUCUACCUGCUAGCCAGUGGCUUGAUGAUCUAUUUCCGCGCCCCCGGUCACAGUGUCGGGUACAUGUGCACGUGCCAGAUCAUCCUGGCUGUCGGUGGCGGCACUAUGAUCUUGAUCGAACAGGCUGCUGUCCUGGCAGCUGCCAAGAAUGAAGACUAUGCCUCUAUGCCGGCGCUGCUCAGUGUAUUUGGCAAUGUGGGCGGUGCUGUGGGCAGUAGUGUAUCUGGUGCCAUUUGGACCAACACACUUCCGAAGAAGUUGCGCGAGUUGUUACCGACGGAAACAAAGGACCAGUGGGCGGAUAUUUACGAGUCCCUGGAUGCUCAGCUUAGUUAUCCCGUGGGCUCGCCUACUCGCACCGCCAUUCAAAACGCGUAUGCGUUCAGCCAACGGAACAUGAUGAUUGCCGGAACCGCUGUGGUGGGCCUGUCCAUUGAUUGGGUUUUGAUGAUGAGAAACAUCAAGGUGAAGGACAACAAGAAUGUAACACAGGUUCUAUUCUAG